This is a messenger RNA of Linum trigynum, 405 nucleotides long. The record is from the annotation of a GenBank genome assembly. Lineage: Eukaryota; Viridiplantae; Streptophyta; Magnoliopsida; Malpighiales; Linaceae.
AUGGCCAACUCCUUCCUUCCCUUCUUCAUCUUCAUCCUCAUCGUCCUCGUCGUCAUCGUCGUUAAAGGCGAACCAGACCUAACUCACAUCUCGGCCUACUGCGGCUCUCGCCACGACGAGAGCCCUCUAAGGAAAGAUCAAGCCACGAGGCUCACACAAGGAGCCAUCGGAGGCACAUACCCCGGUACCGAUUUCUGCGGUUUCACCAGCGACAAUUCCUACACAAUGUAUGACAGGUAUGCGUGUUCAGCCGCCGUUUCUCAACCGGAGGAUUGCACCGAUUGCAUGAAGUAUGCCGCAGACCAGCUGCUGAACCAGCUGUGCAAGGAUCAGUACGGCGCCCAGAUCACCCUCGGGAGCUGUUCCUUGAGGUACGAGUUCGAUCCCAUACCGGGAUGUUUCUGA